Anastrepha ludens (Mexican fruit fly) is the source of this 1520-nucleotide messenger RNA. RefSeq names its product deoxyribonuclease-2-alpha (gene DNaseII). The transcript is spliced from 3 exons. Gene Ontology annotation, molecular function: deoxyribonuclease II activity. Bases 256 to 1377 code for a protein of 373 amino acids. Lineage: Eukaryota; Metazoa; Arthropoda; Insecta; Diptera; Tephritidae. Gene Ontology annotation, biological process: apoptotic DNA fragmentation. The record is from RefSeq and is a predicted model, not a curated record.
UCACUGGUUUCAAGCCUUUGUUCAUAAUUAUUUGCUCGAUUACGUUUCAAGCGAUAAGUCUUUGUAUAGAAAUUAGCGAUGUUGGAGAUCUUAGUUUGAAGCGUAAAGCAGCUGUGAGCGGUCACUGCUGGAAAAGCUGUCGAGAAGUUUUAAGAAAUUGCAAAGUAAAUUUAAAAAAAUCAGUUCUACCUUGAUUAAGUACAGCAUUUGCAAGCUUCUGUCAUUUCUGAGCGCACGACUAAUUGAAUAUCAGCAAUGAGUCGCAAUGUAUUGCUACUGCUUUUGCUGCCCUUCGUCUGCACCUUGGCGGCCAAGCGCGCAGCGUCAAAAGUAGUUUGUAAAGAUGAAGAUGGCGCGCCAGUGGAUUGGUUAUACAUGUACAAAUUGCCGCGCAUACACACCCAGUACGGCGCGAGACGCAAUAGCAGCGGUUUCAACUAUCUCUACAUCUCGAGCAGUAACUAUGAUGCCUGGCGUUUGUCAGCGCAUGAAGUCACCUCAACCGAAUCCAUGCCUGGUAAGCUACUGCAGCCACUGUUCGAUGACGAAAGCGUGCUGGUAAUCGCCUACAAUGACCAAAAGCCCAACAGCAAUUCAAGCACACCGAAGGCGCACGCCAAGGGCUUGCUAGCCACCGAUGGCGAGUCGGCAAUAUGGCUAGUGCACUCAGUGCCUCGAUACCCAGAAAUACCAGUUUACAAAUACCCGCUCACAGGUGGACGCUACGGCCAGAGCUUUCUUUGUAUGUCUUUGCAAGACACCGAGGUGGAUAAGGUGGCCACACAGUUACGGUUAAUGGUGCCACUCAUUUACUAUACGCGCACACCGGAGGCGGUGCUUGCGCGCUUUCCCAUUUUGCAGCAAGUGGUGAAGGGUAAGUGGCAAAAGGAAGCGCCCUAUCAGAAUAAAGUCAAACUGGAGACGCUUGAUGGCACGAAAUUCAAAUCGUUUGCGAAAAGCGGCAAAGCUGUAACGGAAUUGUAUGAGGAUGUCAUUGCGCCAGAAUUGGAUGUCAACCUACUAGUGGAGACCUGGCGCAAUGGUGGCGGUAAUUUAGCAACGAAUUGCACGAAGAAUGAGAAAGUCUUCAACAUAGAAGAAAUCACCGAACAGUCAUUGCAAAUCUCAUUUAGCACCCAUUCUGAUCAUUCGAAAUGGGCUGUAUCACAGGAGAGUGGCUUUAAGCUCUGGCGUUGGCGCGUUGGUGGUGCGGAUUGGAUUUGUGUGGGCGACAUCAAUCGGCAGCAAGAUCAACUGGUACGCGGUGGUGGCAGCGUAUGCCAGAAGAACACCAAAGUUGCACAGCUUUAUCGGCAGCUGAUACAGGGUUAUGAACCAUGCCCAAGAAACAAGCGGGAAAGGGACGAAGUGAAUUAGCUCGUAAAUGGAGCAAAUUCUCAAAUUUGAUCGUACACAAACUUUGUGCAUUAGACUUAAGUGCAUUAUUUACAAUUCUUUUUAAAUAAAUGCAUACACACAUACAUACAUACGUACAUGUACACCUAAGUGAAUGUACUCAA